Molecule: messenger RNA, 225 nt
Organism: Kuraishia capsulata CBS 1993
Lineage: Eukaryota; Fungi; Ascomycota; Pichiomycetes; Pichiales; Pichiaceae
Exons: 1
Coding region: 1-225 (74 amino acids)
Biological process (GO): protein histidyl modification to diphthamide
Molecular function (GO): metal ion binding
Source: RefSeq, a predicted model, not a curated record
AUGUCCGAAGCAAUUUAUGAUCAGAUAGAAAUCGAAGAUUUCACAUUUGAUGCAACUACUGAGCUAUUUACAUAUCCAUGCCCCUGCGGAGACCGUUUCCAAAUAGCACUGGUGGAUCUGGAGGGUGGAGACGACAUAGCAGUUUGUCCCUCGUGUUCGUUGAUGGUGAAGAUUAUAUUUGAAUCUGAGGACUUGAAGGAGUAUCAAGAUCAGCUUGAUAUGUAA